Messenger RNA from Sclerotinia trifoliorum, 906 nucleotides. The record is from the annotation of a GenBank genome assembly. Lineage: Eukaryota; Fungi; Ascomycota; Leotiomycetes; Helotiales; Sclerotiniaceae.
ACCCAACGUAUUAACCGUUGUUUUCUGGUUGGCUCAUGGGGAAGACAUUGAAGUCUCGUUCGAUUUAGCUUCAUGUCAUUUCGCCGAGGGCUCGAUCGCUUAUUCUUAUGGGUUCUAAAUUUGUUUACCGUUUCGAGACGGUGAAGAUAGGGAGGAACAUGCAUUUAUUGGCGAAUUCGACAACGAUAAAUACUGUGCAGGUCAGAUACAAUAGUGUCUUUCUAAAGUAGGGUGUUCUUUCUCAUCAGCAUUUUCUAAAUCUCUCUAAUGCUAUUAGGGCGAUCCUAUCAUUCAAGGGACACAAUGUUAAAAAAACUGCUUCCUUAUAUAUACCCCGGGGAAAGCCAAACACUUUAAGGUCAGACUCUACUGUUGCGGAACAGAUACCGAACUUGAAAGAAUAGAUUACCCUGGUAAGUUCCUCUCAUCCGGGAUGUGACUACCAGCAAACUCCACAAUGCUAAUAGAUUAAGGUGUUAAGCUAGUCGGCCAGAUCCGCUCUGUGAUUCCUGCGGACUUCAAUUACGGUGUUAAUAGCGAGUCGAGGUAUAACCCUCGUGUGAAAAAGAUGGUCUAUCAGUUCUACCUCCAGGUUCAUACUAUCUUUGGUGAUAGAGGGGCAAAUCUGAAAUUCAGAGUAGCUGUUGGCGGGAGGCUAAUAUCGGAUGCUACAAUCAAUUUUUCAAGGUACUGAUAUGCUGCCACCGAUUUCGUCUCAUAACGGGCAUGGGUAGAUAGAUAUUGGUUGAUGUCAGCAGUAUUUUUCAGGUAGUCUUAAGGUAUGGGGGAAAGGGAAACAACUGGAAGUGAGUUGGGUGCGAUUCUGAAGGAAAAUACUAUCAUGAAAUGUUAUUCUCCCUUGUAACCCUAAUUAGAUUUACCUAAUCUUUACUGACUGACCUUCCC